Messenger RNA from Dermacentor silvarum, 2497 nucleotides. RefSeq names its product glutamate receptor ionotropic, kainate 2-like. The coding region runs from base 60 to 1370 and encodes 436 amino acids. The record is from RefSeq and is a predicted model, not a curated record. Gene Ontology annotation, molecular function: glutamate-gated receptor activity. Lineage: Eukaryota; Metazoa; Arthropoda; Arachnida; Ixodida; Ixodidae. The transcript has 8 exons. Gene Ontology annotation, cellular component: membrane.
GGAUUCCUUGGCUCCGUUUGAACUUCACCGGUGACACGCAUACCGAGGAUGAUGUGCAGAUGUCUGGACCUAUGGCCAACCUCUUGAAUCAGCUGGCCGGCGAUCUCGGAUUCACCUACACCGUGGAUUCACCCGAAGAUGGCCAGUGGGGCGUGCCCUUGCCAAAUGGAGACUGGAGUGGUAUGGUCGGCAUGGUGUAUAACAAUAGAUCCGAUCUGGCUCUGGGUCCUUUAGUGAUGACGUACGGUCGCUCGCAAGUGACCACAUUCAGCUCCCAAGUGACUACGGACUACUUGACCAUCCUGGCCGGCUUUCCUAACGUCAUUCACGCAAGCAUCUUUGGCACGUUGAUGGCAUUUGAUUGGCAGGUAUGGAUAGCUCUGCUGGUCUCGCUGCUGUUCUGUGUCUUCGCAGCUGUGAUGAUGGACUUAUUCACCAAAGAGAAGGUUGGAAUUUCCAGUCCAAAACAUCGUGUUGGAAAACUGGUGGAUGUAUUUUUCGAUGUUGUUCUACGAAGUCGCUUCUUCCGCACAGCUUCGCCACGGCCACCGCGUGGUACGCCAUCCAGGAUCGUAUUUGCCAUGUGGUGGCUGACGGUGCUGGUGCUUAUGAACGCCUUUACGGGUCACAUGAAGGCUACAAUGAUGGUGCGACCUGAACCCGACCGCAUCGAUUCCAUGAAGGAGCUCGCUGAGCGCGGGCACGUGAAGACCUUCAUAUGGGAGGGCACCGCCUAUGAAUCCCUGCUGAGCGGUUCUCGGAAUGUGCCGGAGUACCGAGCCGUGUGGGAGAUGGUUGUUCGCAGCAACGGCACGUUCGACACCAAGUCGCUCUACUCCCGAGAGAACCUCAUCGCGGUGCAGAAUGGAGACGCAGUCAUCGUCAGCGACGCCACCACAAUGCGUUUCCACGUGGCGGCCAGCUGUAGCGUGUUGAGACACGGCACCUUCUACUUCUCGCGGGAGCAGUUCUUUCCGCACAAGUUUGCCGUGGCGCUCAACCGAAACGAAGACCCAGCCUUCGUCACCGUAGUUAACCAACGGAUCAGCUGGAUGAUGGAGAGCGGCUUGUUGGAUGCCUGGAUGGAGGAGGAGUACGGCGACUGGCAGAAGUGCGCCUCUGGCUCCGGUGAGGACGCGUACAGCCCGCUGUCACUGUUCGAGGUGCAGUCAAUCUUCGUCAUCUACCUCAUGUUCGGCGCUGCAUCAGCCAUUGCAUUCCUGUUCGAGCUCCUUGUCGGUGGACUUCCAGUUUCGAACAAGAAGUCAACAAUACGGAUCACCGUUACACCUGAGUCAAGCGCAUGGACGAUGGCGCAUGGAACCUUUCAAUAUGCGCCUAGAAUUAAACUGCAAACACGCUACUCAUGAGAUCGCCUAUCUAGAACGCUCAUCUGUCUUGGCGAACAACGUAGAGAACAUGUGCUUGCGGUGUCUCUUUGUACUUAUAUACUUAGGUAGUAGUUUUCCAACGUUAGAGUGCGACUAGGAGCGUUCGGAAACAUUAUGUGCAUGUUCUUUCGGUGUCCUAGGAGAACUGCACUAGUCACCGAGUUUACAUUUCAAUAAUAGUGGUGCACGUUAGGGGUGUUUUGCACAGAAAUAAUGUGUCACGUUCGGGGAAUAAUGAGGGCUCAAUGAAAACUGGUAAACAUUCGUUUUCAGCCAGUUAAGAGACGUUAUACAAAAUGCUUAUUAAGUUUACCCGCAGCCCUGGGAGAAGCAAGUGUGGCAGCACUUCUAUAGAAGGCGAGAAUAGGGGAUAUGUUAUGGGGGACCGGUAAAUGCAGUUUGAACUGUGCAGGUUAGUUACAGCCCUCGCGGGGCGCCAGAUCUUUACAAGCGUCUUUUGCGAAUCGCAUAAAAAGUUUGAUCUAUCUCCUGAAAGAAGCCCAUGCGCCACAAAAUAGCAUUUCAAGAAAAGGGCAAUCUAGUGGGUGAUAUGUGGCAAAUGUUUUCAGGGCGUCAGUAAAUUACGGGCUGUUAAAAAAAUCCUUAAGCAAGCGCUCGAAAGCGUUAUAUGGCCGUUAUAGGCAAUGUUUCCCGAGGUCCGUUACACCAAGUUCACAUUCGGUUGCAAUAGCAGCAAUGUAAAGGCGAAGUGGCGAGAAAAUUUCAAAAGUUCUGUAAUAAAUAUGAACCGUCGUACUUCCUGUAUUUUUAUGCGUUAUACGAGCUUCAUAUUAGGCUUCCCUGGUGCUCUCAUUCAACUAAAUGAGGCGCCUUUUUAGAUUUGGUGAUAAUAAUGGAAAUACUAUGAGUAAUAUAGAGGUGAAGAUAAUAUGGUGUGGGUUGAUUAGUGCAUUUGUUGUACAUUGUGUAUGGAAGCGCUUCUGAGCAUUACGACUAUGCUUUACAAAAGGCGAAGCAUAUAACUCAUGGUACUGUCAACCCUUCUGUUGCAACUGAGAAUGAAUAAACUUGUUGAUAAUGCGAGGAACAAGACCCAAAACGUGCUUGCGACGUUAAGUAUGUGUGGACAAAAUAGGUAUAGUUAU